Messenger RNA from Emericellopsis atlantica, 3161 nucleotides. RefSeq names its product SNF2 family N-terminal domain-containing protein. The transcript is spliced from 3 exons. Bases 107 to 3034 code for a protein of 975 amino acids. Lineage: Eukaryota; Fungi; Ascomycota; Sordariomycetes; Hypocreales; Bionectriaceae. Gene Ontology annotation, molecular function: metal ion binding; ATP binding; ATP-dependent chromatin remodeler activity. The record is from RefSeq and is a predicted model, not a curated record.
CUGUCACGGCGUGCCAUCACAUACGCUCGUUAUUUUUCGAUACUUAGCUCAGUUGUUCCAAUACGCCUAGCAGUCGGACCACAUUCGCGGUUCUCAAAAGUCACUCAUGAUGCCUCGAGGUCGACCAAAGCGCAACAGCACUGCAGCUCCUGCAGCAGCAACUGCUCACGAGCUUACCACACCGAUGGAGCCCAAACGUGGUCGAGGUAGGCCUCGCAAGUCUUUGGCAUCGACUACAUCAACUUCAUCAACACCUCAAGGUAGACCCACCCCUACGCGAAGGUCAGGUCGAGCAUCUGCUUCCACCACGGCUAUGAGCGAGGCAGGCUCGUCAGUACCAGUCACUGGUGACGAUACAUCGGAAAGCGACCCUUCUACACCUCCUACCAGCAAAUUCCCGACUCCGGUUGCCGCCGACAUCCCAGAAGCCUUGAAAUCACACAUUGAGGUCAGGAUCCCGUCCGGCGGCCCUGCGCGACAGCGCCAUGACCACAACAGCGAGUACGCAAUGAGGCCACGAACGACCAUUGCAGACAGCGAAGGAGAAGAAGACGACGAAGACUCGUUUCACAGCGCUGUUGACUACAAAAUCGCCCAGGAACUUCAGAACAUCGAUGAUCAGAAAGCGGGAGCUUCGAAUCCAUCCGCCACUACGAAGCGCGGCAGAACCUCUACUGUUUCAUCCGUCACAAAUGGCCACCCCUCCAAAAAAGCAAAGACCUCGCACAGCGAGCUCGAUGUUGAUGAUGAUGCUGCGCUGGCCCUUCGAUUGCAGAAUGAUGAAUACAUCAAAGAUUCAGAGGCCGACUCAGACGCCGAUUCGGAGGAUGAUAUGCCUUUGAGCGCUACCCGUAAGAGGCGCGCGGCUAUCAUCAACCCCGGAGUUGGAGCAGAAUUGUCCGGUGAUCUCCUGAGUGCCGAGUCUGAUAAUCUGCCCCCUGGCUACGCUGCGACGGAAUCUAGUGCGAUAUCGUCCAUCGGCUCGGGGCUGGAUUCCGCUCCUACUAGUGAUUCGGAGUCAAUUUCCAAUGCCCCUGUGCGCCGCAUCACAGAGACUCGACGAGGAUAUGUAAGGUCUCGUCACGUCGGCCGGGCUCGGAAAGAGCGCGACAGGCUCGAAAAACACCAUUCUGAGAUUCUCACAAUGUGGGAUGAUUUGCGGGCUAAGCCAGUCAUUAAUGCUGGCAAAGCUGAGCAGCCACCGAAUAUUUCACGUCGACUGAAGCCGUUCCAGCUUGAAGGUCUUGCUUGGAUGAAAGAGAUGGAGAAGCAGGAAUGGAAAGGCGGCCUUCUCGGCGACGAGAUGGGUCUAGGAAAGACCAUACAGGCUGUGUCGCUCAUCAUGUCUGAUUAUCCAGCCAAGCAACCGUCUCUCGUGCUGGUUCCUCCAGUUGCCCUGAUGCAAUGGCAGUCUGAGAUCAAGUCAUACACUGAUGGGACCCUCAAAACAUUCGUCUUCCACGCGACCAACCAACAAGUCAAAGGCAUCACCAUCAAGGAACUCAAGAAGUACGAUGUCAUCAUGAUGUCGUACAACAGUCUUGAGUCCAUGUACCGGAAGCAAGAAAAAGGCUUCACGCGCAAAACUGGCAUUCACAAAGAGCAGAGUGUAAUCCACUCAUUACAUUUCCAUCGGAUCAUUCUCGAUGAAGCACACAGCAUCAAGACCCGUAGCACCAUGACUGCGAAAGCCUGCUUCGCUCUGAAGACAGACUACAGGUGGUGCUUGACAGGUACUCCUCUGCAGAACCGCAUUGGUGAGUUUUUCUCGCUUAUACGCUUUCUCAACGUCAAGCCGUUUUCCUCGUACCUGUGCAAGCAAUGCCCUUGCUCGACGAUGGAGUGGUCGAUGGAUGAGGAGCGAAGAUGCUCGCAAUGCAACCACUCGGGCAUGCAGCAUGUAUCGGUCUUCAAUCAGGAGCUUCUCAACCCCAUCCAGAAAUACGGCAAUAUGGGGCCUGGCCGAGAGGCGUUCCAAAAGCUUCGCCUCAUGACUGAACGCAUCAUGCUCCGGCGCCUCAAAAAAGACCAUACCAACUCGAUGGAAUUGCCUGUGAAAGAAAUUCAGAUUGACCGGCAAUUCUUUGGCGAGGAAGAGAAUGAUUUUGCCAAUAGCAUCAUGACGAGUGGCCAACGCAAGUUUGAUACCUACGUGGCCCAAGGUGUUUUGCUCAACAACUACGCCAACAUCUUUGGUCUCAUCAUGCAGAUGAGACAAGUCGCGGAUCAUCCGGAUCUUAUCCUGAAGAAGAACGCCGAUGGUGGGCAGAAUGUCCUUAUUUGUUGCAUCUGCGACGAACCAGCUGAGGACACGGUCAAAAGUCGCUGCAAGCACGACUUCUGUCGCGCCUGUGUCGCUGGAUACGUCAAAUCUACUGAUACCCCUGACUGCCCGCGAUGCCACAUCCCCCUGGCUAUCGACUUGGAGCAACCAGAGAUCGAACAGGAUGAGAACCACGUCAAGAAAUCGUCGAUUAUCAAUCGCAUCAAGAUGGAGAACUGGACCUCUUCGUCAAAAAUUGAGCUUCUGGUUCAUGACCUACAUCAGCUCCGCUCGGACAACGCUACCCACAAAUCCAUCAUCUUCUCGCAGUUCACCACCAUGUUGCAGUUGAUUGAGUGGCGCCUCCGUCGUGCCGGCAUCACGACUGUCAUGCUCGAUGGAAGCAUGACUCCAGCCCAGCGCCAGGCCUCGAUUGAACACUUCAUGAACAACGUGGAUGUUGAAUGCUUUUUGGUUUCGCUGAAAGCUGGCGGAGUGGCCCUGAACCUGACUGAGGCAUCCCGCGUCUUCAUCGUUGACCCCUGGUGGAAUCCCGCUGCAGAAUGGCAAUCGGCUGAUCGAUGCCACCGUAUCGGCCAGACUCGUCCUUGCACAAUCACCCGGCUGUGUAUCGAAGAUUCGGUGGAAAGUCGAAUGGUUCUGAUCCAAGAAAAGAAGACGAACAUGAUUCAUUCCACGGUGAAUGGCGAUUCCAAGGCCAUGGAAUCUUUGACGCCCGAAGACAUGCAAUUCUUGUUCCGCGGAAGUUAAUUGCCUCGUCUGCUUUGGAAGUCCAGGAUCAUUCUUAUUUAUCCCCCGGCGGCUUUUAUCUGAUAUUAUAUUACUUAGGCAGGAGACAUUUUGGUCCUCUACUAUUGCAGCAUGGCGUUCACGGUUG